Xiphophorus hellerii (green swordtail) is the source of this 6058-nucleotide messenger RNA. RefSeq names its product CECR2 histone acetyl-lysine reader (gene cecr2). Lineage: Eukaryota; Metazoa; Chordata; Actinopteri; Cyprinodontiformes; Poeciliidae. Bases 197 to 4360 code for a protein of 1387 amino acids. Gene Ontology annotation, molecular function: protein binding. Gene Ontology annotation, biological process: single fertilization; chromatin remodeling. The transcript has 20 exons. The record is from RefSeq and is a predicted model, not a curated record. Gene Ontology annotation, cellular component: CERF complex.
UUCCAUCUGUUCGGCUCCGUUGAGACACUGAUUGAAGCAGAUCAUAGCGCUCCGCUGGUCGCAAUGGCAACCGCUCCAACAGGAAGGGAGCGACAACUUUCUUCUUGUUUGUAAUGUUCCGGAGGAGUUCCGAGUCACUGAAGAAGCUACUUUCCUAUGUGAGGAAGGAUCGUUACAGACUUUGAGUGAUCCCAAAAUGUCCCAGGGAUGUCCGCUUUCUGUGGAAGAGGUCCAGUCCUGGUGGGAAGUCCCCGCCAUAGCCCACUUCUGCUCGCUGUUCAGGACGGCGUUCCGGCUUCCAGACUUUGAAAUAGAGGAGCUGGAGAAGGCUCUGUCAGAGCAGGACCUGGACUUCCUCGGCGACCUCGUUGCCUGCUUGUUGCAAGGAUGCUACCAGCGCACUGAUAUAACCCCCCAGACGUUCAGCAGCUACCUGGAUGACAUCAUCAGCUACAGGUGGGAGCUGGAGGAGGGGAAGCCCAACCCGCUGCGGGACGGGCCGUUCGACAGCCUCCACCCUCGCACUCAGGUGGAGCUGCUGCACAGGCUCUGCGACUACCGCCUGGAUGCUGCAGACGUCUUCGACCUGCUGAAGGGGCUGGAUGCAGACAGCCUGAGGGUAGAACCCCUGGGGCAAGAUGGAGACGGCGCCCUCUACUGGUACUUCUAUGGCACUCGUAUGUACAAAGAGGAGCCACUGGACAGGAAAGCUGAGAGUCUCAGUGAAUUUGAUCCAACAUUACCAGAGAGAAAGAGGAGGGGAAGACCACCAAAGAAACGAAAGCUAGAAGACAAUAAUCUAAGUGAAGAUGAAAGUGAGGGGGCAGAUGUGAAGUCAGACAACGGGCUGGAUGACUUUCCUCCAAGCGCAGGCCGUCAGCGAGGCGCCUGGUCUCUGGUGUGUGACACGGAGGAGCAGUGGAUCAGCCUGGCGGAGAGCAUCAAGGACAGAACGUCCCCACAGGACCGCCAUCUUUACCGCGUCAUCAGCCAGAACUUCCUGCCUGAGAUCAGCAGCAUGAUCGAGCACAAGGAGCGAGAGCAGAAGCAGAAGUUACUGGACCCGGCGCCAGUCCGGACCUCGCAGUGGUUCUCUGAAAACCACAUUAAACCUGAGAAAGAGGACAAUCUGAAGGCCAGAUCAGAGGAGGAGAGGCGGAAAGACGAAGAACUGGACCGGCAGGUUCUGCUGGCUGAGCAGCGCCGGGAAGAGGAGCGCCUCCUGCAGGAGGAGCAGCAGAGGGAGAAGCUGGAGAAGAUGAAAGCUGUGGAAGAGCGAGCGAAGAGGCGGAAGAUGCGUGAGGAGAAGGCCUGGCUGCUCUCCCAGGGAAAAGAUCUUCCACCCGAACUCCUGAACCUGGAGCCGUCUUCCCCCGUCAGGCGGACACGGAAGAGCAAAGAAUUCUACGACAUUGACGAUGACUGCACCGCUCUUUACAAAGUGCUGGAGGCCCUGAAAGCUCACAAAGACGCCUGGCCUUUCUUAGAGCCUGUUGACGACUCCUACGCCCCAAAUUACCACGACAUUAUCCAGACUCCCAUGGACCUCUCCACCAUUGAAAAGAAGCUGGGUGACGGGGAAUACGUCGCCAAGGAGGAGUUUAUUGCAGACGUGAAGCUCAUGUUUGAAAACUGUGUGGAAUACAAUGGAGAAGACAGCGAAUACACCGUCAUGGCCGAAUCUCUGGAGCGCUGCUUUAACCGGGCGCUGCUGAAACACUUCCCGUCGGAGGACGGCGACACGGACGAGGAGUUCCACAUCAGCCGGGAGGACCGAGAGCGGAAGGACAAGAAGCGAAACCGGACCAGUAAACAUUUAGGACCGGAGAGUUUGAUCAGGGCUACGGAGCAGGUCCAGCGUAAGAGGACUCCGCAGGGAAAAGGCAGUGCUCCUGCAGAGGCAGAGGACAGCCGGAUGCCCCGACUGCAGCUCCCACCCCACUGGGCCAGCGGCCCAGCUCAAGGCCCGGCUCAUGGAUCGGCUCACGGCCUGCCUCCAAACCAGCAGCACAUGUUCCAUCCAGGACAGCAGCUCCGUCCUCCAGCUGGUCCUCCCGGUCCGCAGAUGUUCGCUCAAAGGAUGGCCAUGGAUCCUCGCUUCAGCUACCCGGUCCACAUCCCGAGGCCUGGAGACCCCAACUUCAGCCGCUACCCUCACAGUUUUAAUAUGCAGUGGAUAGAGCACCAAAACGGUUUCCAGCCCAGGGACCCACAUCCUUGUAAAUCCGGCCCUGGAUGCACCAAACGUCUCACAGGAAGCACCGCCACCCUGUGGUGUAACUCGACUCAUUUGGCUGAUGGACAUCACAUGGGCCCCAGGUAUCCAAUGGGGCCAGAUCCUAACGGGGGCCCUACACAGCAGCGGCCCUACAUCGGUCCGACUCACGGUCCGUCCCUAGGGCCGCGCCCCACGGCCCUCCAGCCCGGCCCUCCCCCCGAAGCCAGCAUGUACCCGUCCCACCAGCGCCCCGAAGGCCGCUCCUUGCACCCCAUGGGCAGCCGAUUUCCCGGCCCCGAGGGACCCGCUCAGCUCCCCUACCCCGGCCUGAGGCCCCCCGGCCUGGGCUCCUCCUCCUGCAUUUGGCCCGGCGUGAACGGCCAGGACCGGCUGAACCCCAACGCUGCCAACCAGCGCAGCUUCAGCUACGGCGGCAUGCCUCCGCCGAUGGGACACAAGCCGUGGCCAGAGGCCGCCGGUUACCCGCAGCACCCCCCCAACGCACCGCAUCAGAUGUCCGGCUCCCUGGGGCCACCGACCUCGCGGGCCCCGGUGCUGCAGUCGGACCCGGCGAGCAGGACUCAGUCGUCUUCCAUGCUGGAGAGCCCAGAGAUGCUGGCCCUGCAGCAGCUGUCGGCCUCCUCUGGACCCCCUGCUGGCGGCUUUCAUCAGCCGGGGGCCCCAUCAGGGUUUGGCAGCAUUCCCUCCAAACAGCUUCAGCUGCUGGGUCCGACUGGAGACAGAGGGACGGACGGCCAGGCGGACACAGAGCCCAGAGGUCCAACGUCCAACAGCAAAAACGACGUAAACAUCCGUAAUGAAGCAACGCCACAAAGAAGCGUUCCUGCCAUGAGGCUGGAACUGGCUGCCGCUCUGAGUCCAUCGGGCCGCCCCACCGGGUCGGAGCGGACGCCCAGUUCCCAGAUUUGCCAGCAGGGGGCGGACGGGCCACCAGAGGGCUCCGCCCGGCCUCACGCAGCCUCCCCCCUGCCGUCCCCGCAGCGCGUCACGCUCAGCUCCCUGCCGCCCAGCCACCCCUCCACGCUGCUGCCCCCCCAGCCCAGCGCGGCGGAGCCGGGCAAUCAGCGGCCCUGUGAGGCCGUUGGCAGGUCCGACCCGGAGGCCCUGAUGUCCGCCCCGCCCAGCAUGUACAAGCAGUUCAGCAGCCAGACCCCGCCCAUGGGGGGCUCCAUGGGGGACAACACAGGCAGCAACGCGGCCCAGAGGGGGCCAGGUGGCUACAGCCCUGCGGCACCGCCCCCCUCCCAGUACGGCCUGGGCGGCACCCUACAUGCACACUACAACAAGGCGCCGUUUCCCAGCCAGUCCUUAAACGCCCCGCCCCACCCUGCCUACCAGCAGGGGGGCAGCAACGCCUUCCCCUACCAGCAGCCGCCCCCUCCGCUCAGGAACAUGUUCCCUCCCCAUCAGUACCAGCAGCCGGCCUACUACGGCCCGCCACUCAGCAGGGAGGGGUACCAGCCCUCCUACCGGCCGCAGCAGCCGGACGCCCCCAGCGCCUACCUCCCUGUGGGCGCCGCCAGGUCCAAUGGUCACUUCAAGGAUAGCGCUGCAUCACCGCCGAGCUCCAGCCGCGCCACCUUGCUGUCUCCCGCCGGCUCGGAGGAGGGGGGGUGCGCCGAGGCGCCAACCGGUCCAAUCAGCAACCAGACGGCUGAGAGCUCAGAGCCUCCGGAAAGCCCGAAGGAAAUCCUGGACCUGGACAGCCACAAUGCCGCCGCCCGCCACCGGGGAGCGCCGCCUCUCCCGCUGCGACACGCCCAUCCGGCAGGGUUCAUGUAUGACCCCCGAGCGCUGCACCCCGGCAUGCAGCAGGGCGGCGCCCCCCCGCCUCACAUGAUGCCCCAGGCGGCGGGCGGUGGGACGCCGUACCCCGGCCAGCCGUACCCGGACCCCCGCUACGCUGCCCAGAGGCCCCACCCACACCUGAUGGAGGCGCUGCAGCGGCCCCAGCUGCCCUACCCCCCAGGGCAAAUGCGCAUGGCCUUGUACCGACACCCCAGAGCUGCAGGGCACUUCCAGGGCAUGAUGGUCCAGCAGAGGGGGCCGGAGCGCUUCCUGCACCCGGGGCAGCAGAUGAUGGCCACACCUGGAGGUGCUGGAGCGAAACAAGGACUGUAAAAAUCUGAAGAUCAAAGUACGGAUUCAACAAACUGCUGGGACAGACAGGAAGUCCGUCCCAGUUGCUGCCGCUGUUUCCUGCUGGGAGGCUCCAACCGACCAGCUGCCACAGCACACAGAAUAAAAUGUGAAAUAGUUUUGAGCCACAGAGAUCAAACCUUUUCCUCCUGACUGUUUCUUCCUGCGCUGAAGCUUUUAUCCUGGAACGAAGGGAACCCCUUUAACCACUAGGUCAACCUGACCAGCGCCGGCGACGCUGCCUUCAGGGACGCCGGGCAGCCGCAGGUCGUCUCUUAAUCUCAGGUGUAGGAGAGGCGGAUCCUGAGCGGCCGCCUGCUGAUGCCUUCUUCCUCUCUGUGAAUGUAUGGUUAAUCUUUUAGACGACAAGCGCAGCUCCGCAGUUGCACAUGUAGGGACUCUGAUUCCUGCCAUUUCUACCCAUAACUCUAAAAGCGUCUCUAAACUUCAGUAUGCACCUGUUCAGCGCUGCCUUGAUUUUACGAAUGUCCUGACAGGAAGCGGUUGCUUCCGUGAUUCUCUGUUAUGCACUAUGAGUUCAGUCAGUCCAGAUUCCCCAGAACUGAGUGGCCUUCCUCAGAACCUCUGAAAUGAUUAGAUAUCUGUCCUGUACUACUGAGAUCCCGCCGGUACGCUGCACACGCAUCCGUCAAACACGCAGCAAAAACGAAGCUUCUUGUGUUUAGAGUUUCAGGUGUCUUCCUCCUCCUCCUCUUCCUCCUGCUGUUAGUGGUCAGGUUCUCCUCAGGGUGUACAGAUUCAGAUUACGGGUAUUUUUGUGAAUCAUUCGAGGAAGGAGCAGCACGUCGAAACUUCUAUUAUCCCCAACCGGCUGACUUUCUGCUUGUUUUUCUCAUAAAUGUGUUUUAGUUUCUUCUGAUUCUUAUUCUUCUUUCUUCUUCAGCUGAUUUAAAGUCAUUUUGGAUAAAAAUAAAUGAUAAUUCUAGUUUUCUCGCUUUUUGUUGUGACUUGUGGCGGUUUAGUCUUUAGUGCGGUUUAGUAAUGAUCUGAAUCUACCUCAUCUAGCUGCUGGCUGGCGUACAUUUCUUCUCCUCCCAGACUCCCCCAUCAGUGUACCAUCUCUUCUAAAUCCCAAUGCAUGAUGGGAAAUCUGGUUCCAGUCUGUUCGGAGUCCAUUUGAACCCACGUCGUUUAAUAAAUGCGACGUCUGGAAACACUGGAGAGAGUUUCCCUCAAUGUUUUAUCAAAGUAGUGAAAUGUAAAAAUAGCAGGUAGCAUUUAAACAGGUUGUGUGUGUGUGGGGGUGGAUGUGGGGGUGUGUGUGGGGGUGGAUGUGUGUGUGUGUGUGUGUGUGUGUGUGUGUGUGUGUGUGUGUACUGGCCGCCAGUUGACUGGAACCGAUUCUCCCUCUUCUGUCAUCUGCACUAGCGACAAACCCAUUAGGCGUGAUUAAAUGUGAAUCAUAUUUAUUUGCUCUUUUAAGAAUUUUUGUACAUUUUUGGACUUGUUUUAAUGUAACUUUUUCCCUGUGACGUUUUUAAACCGUCGUCCUUUAACCCAGGAGGACGGCGGCUUUGGGAGGAGGGAAAAAAGUCUUGUACCUUUUUGUUUUUAAAGUGGAGUUUACAUGUUCUUAUCUGACUGACACGGAUUAUUUUGGGAAUGGAAUGGAUUAUUUUCUAUACUGUCUUAGAAAUAAAUAACGUUUCUCAACUCAGA